This is a messenger RNA of Auanema sp. JU1783, 10446 nucleotides long. The record is from the annotation of a GenBank genome assembly. Lineage: Eukaryota; Metazoa; Nematoda; Chromadorea; Rhabditida; Rhabditidae.
AUGAACAACAGCAGCGCUGGAGGAUCGGAUAGCAGGGUGUCUCCUCCCCAACAUCAGCAACAAUGGAUUGAUAUCCAAUUAAACACAUUUUCCAAUUGGAUUAACGAGCAGAUGCAAAGCAAUGUGAUCAAAAACUUAUCAGACGACUUAGCCGACGGAGUUCUAUUAAUAAGGCUUGUAGAGACAUUACAAGGUCGCCGAUAUUUUGGAAAGGUGUAUGAUGAGAAUCCAACUGAGAUACAAAGACUCAUGAAUGUUCAAAUGGCUCUUGAUGCCCUUCGGGAAGACGGAGUUAAAACAGUUAAUAUAGGAAGCCACGAUAUAGUAGAAGGAAAUACCAAGCUCAUUCUUGGCCUAAUAUGGUGCUUAGUACAACGAUACCAGAUUGCUUCGCGUACCAAGAUACCGCCGAAGAAGCUGGUCAUGGCUUGGAUUCAGUCGGUCUUGCCGGAACUUAAACUUGUUAACUUUCGAACAAGCUGGAAUGAUGGAAAAGCAUUGUCUGCCUUAUUAGAAUAUUGCCAACCUGGUCUUUGCCCGGAAUGGUCAAGACUUGAUAGUAGGAAUGCGAGAGAGAACUGUGCUCGAGCAUUAGAACUCGCAGAACAAUACCUAGGAGUUCCUCAAAUUUUAUCUGCUGACCAUUUGUCAUCUAUUCAUUUGGACGAGCUUUCAUGUAUAACAUAUCUUUCAUAUUUUAUUAAACGUGAAGGUCCCGGAUACCGAGCCACACUUCAACGAGCCCAAUUGAUGCUACCUGAAUGUGACGUGCAAGAUUUUGAUAUAUCAUGGAGUGAUGGAUACCUUUUCGCCCUUUUGAUUGAAGCUGUCGGAGGACAGGUUCCGGAUUUCGCUAGAAUGAGUUUCGAGUCUUUCAGAGAUUGUGUAGAUAAUAUAACUUCAUGUCUUGAAUCAGCACUACAACUAGGUGUAGCAUCUUUAGUUGGAGCUGACGAUUUAGCUGAUCCACAAGGAGAGCAUCUAGGUACUAUGGCAUUAGUAGCAGCAGUUUUAGCAGUUGGACCUCAACAAAGUCUUUCUGUAACGCAAUGUUUCACAAACCAACAGGUGAACUUGGACUUGGCAUUUGCCGAAGGCAGUGAGGUACGAGUCGAUGAGCUUGAUGUACAAGUGUUAGGUCCAACUGGCAUUAUAUUAUCGAAUCAAUCUCUUCGACUACGUAAGAGCCGUACAGUUCAUGGAGCUGUACUAUCAUUGGUUCCAUCUGAUCCUGGAUUUCAUCAGGUGCGUAUAUACUGUCAAGGAGCUGAGCUUCCUUCCUCACCUAUAUCCUUACGUGUGCUUAGCACAGAGGAUUCACGUUCACCAUCAAGAGUAACAACAAGAGCAACAUCCUCAAUUUCCUAUAAAGCUCAAUCUGAAAGUCAGCACUCACAAAGCAGUACUGUUCACGAAAGCUCUCAUAAUCAGCCAUCUUCAUCACACUUCCCAGUUCAACAAGCAGUCGUAGGAGUUGAAAGCAGGCUAGGUCCCAACUCAUCUGUGAAAAACGCUGACAGGAAACCAUCGUCGAUAGAACGGUCUCUUUCCGAAGCGUCUGAUAUAGAUAUAUCACAUAAAUCAUUCGCCCAACGCCGUCUACAUAUCAUAAAGCAGCUUGAAGCCCAGAAUCAUCCGCUAAGAGAUCAGCGUUCACCUACUACUCAAACGAAUCAACAACAACAUAAUAGAUCCUACUCAACUAAGAUACCGGUUACACUAGAAGCAUCUGCUCAUCACGAAAUGCCAUUAACAGAUCCAAAAGAAACUAGUAAACCCAGUGACAUAGGUCUUGUUAGUUUUUCGGGCUUAACAGAACCAUGUUCAGUUGGAUCGAUAGUCGAAGUUGUGAUCAAUGCACAUGGAGAUACUGCAAGUACAGGAUCUGUAUAUGUUGAUGCUGUAGCACCAUCUGGACGUGUUAUCAAUUGUGAUGUACAUAGACGACAAAACAGUUUUAUGGCUACAUUCACACCUACUGAAAUUGGUCUCUGGAGAAUCGGAAUAUUAUACGAAGGAGAUCAUAUUCGUGGUAGUCCAUUUACUUGCCAAGUAUUUGAUCCUAAUCUUGUAAACGUAUACGGAUUAGACGUUGGUCUAGUUGGACAAGAGUUAAGAUUCACUGCAGACGCCAGUCAAGCUGGAAGUGGACAAUUGACGGUUUCUGUUUUCCGUCACGGACGUGAAAUUGAAAGUUUUGUUGAAGAACAAGGAAAUUCUCGCAUAUAUAGAAUUAAUUUUGUGCCUGACGGAGCUGGACAGUAUAAGAUUCACGUUAUAUUCAACAGAAUGGAGGCUAAAGGUUCUCCUUUCAUUUUGGACAUAGCAGAUGCUUCAUCUGUUAGUGUUUAUGGAGAGAAUCUUAGAAUGGCUUCAGUUGGAAAUGAAGCGUCUUUCAUGAUCCAUGCUGUUGGAGCAGACUGUAGAGAUAUUGGAGUCUUUAUCACAGGACCUUCGGGAAGAGUUCACAACGCUAGAAUAUUGCAAGUGGAUGAUGUUACGUUCAAAGUUAUUUGGAUUCCCAAAGACCCUGGUGAGCACACAAUAGAUAUUCGUCUGUUCGAUCAAAGUGUCUACGAUUCACCAUACAUUUGUAAUGUUGGUGCUCCGGAUUUAGUUGAUGUUCGCGCAAUGCCAAGAAGAAUACAGGCUAAAGACUUGUACACGGAUCAUAGCUUCGAAAUUGACGCUUCUUCUGCUGGUUCAGGAAACUUAGAAAUUAUGAUCAAUGGGGGACGCGUACCUUGCCGAGUCAAAGAGAUUGGUACUCGUCAAUAUAUGGCCAUUUUCACUCCUACGCAGUCCGUUACGCAUAGUAUUGAAAUGAGAUUCAAUGGAGAGGAAAUACCAGGUAGCCCAUGGAGGAUUCCAGUAGAAGAAAGAGCCGAAAGACGUCCUGAUAUGGCACGUACAAUAUCUUACUAUUCUGAGUUGUCAGGACCAGGACUAGUACGUGCGCCUGUUGGACAUUCAGCUUAUUUUGACAUAACUGGAGAAGGAUUAGAAGAAGUAGACAUUCAAACUAAAAUCUUUGGACCAGACGGGAAAGAAUAUCCCAUAAAGCUAGUACAGAAAGGCUCAGGGAAAUUUACUGCUGAGUAUCAAAUCGAACAGGUUGGAGAGCAUCAAUUGACUGUUUGGAUUGCGGGUAGAAAAGUAGAUGGCAGUCCAUUAUCAGUAGCUGGCUAUUCAUCUCAAAAAGUACGAAUUGAGCCAUUAGGAGGUGGUGCUGUCGGACAACCUGUACAGUUCGUCGUUGAUGCUGUUGAAGCUGGCAAAGGUCAAUUAGAGAUCUCUGUGAAUCAAGGAAGAGUUCCAAACAAUGUUCAAAUGCAAGGAGCUGGAAGAUGUCUAGUAACGUUCAUUCCUCAAAAAGCCGGAACGUAUGUGAUUGAUGUAACGUUUAACGGAGAACAGGUUCAAGGUUGCCCUAUCCGUGUGGAAAUUCUUCCAAAGCAAGUUGGUCAGACUGUUCAAGCCAACCUUACUCCAACUGCCGUGUCUACUGCUGUUUCAGCAGAUGGAUCGAAAUCAAUAAGUUCUCAACUACGGGAAAAUACUACUGGUACAUCUCCAACGUCAGCAUCGAUACUCAGUCAUGCCAGACAACGUAGUGAGGAAAAAAGAUCGACUGAAGGUCCAAAAAGUGCUAACAUCAUGAAAGACAUUAGGGGAAGAUCAGAACAACCUUGGAAAUCGUCGUUCGGUCCUACUUCACCUACCUCAUCUCGUCUUAGCUCCUCAUUGUCUCCCCAAAGAGAAUGGGCUGGUUCAGCUAUUUAUGAUAAGAUAUAUGGAAACACAGCUAGAACACUAUCACCUUCUGACCCAUCAAGAACUCGCAUUAUAUCUGAGACAACGACAACUACUACUACUAUUCGCAGAACACCCUCACCCAGCUUGGUCGGAGUCCGAUCACGCGAGUUCGCCGAGAGGCAAUUAAGAACUCCAUCACCUUCUUUGGCUCAAGAUCGCAAUACUACUAGUCCUUUCACUAUUAAGACUUCCUCUGAACGAGAUUACAGAUCACCUUCACCUGCUCGAGACAGAGAGGGAAGCCGUACUGAUCUACGAUCACCUGUUCGUGAGACUCCCUCACCUUCAGUUGGUGAGCGGGUUAAGCGAAUUGAAAGAAUCGAUCCCAUUGGAGAUGAAGAGGAUAGAGAAAGAAGACGUCAGAUACCUGUAGAUGUUGAGAAGAAUCAAUCUACUGUGGGAUACACCGUUGCUCAAUAUGGAGAACCAGGCGUUAGACAUUUUGGAGACACCCUCGAGAAGAAAACCACACCUGUAGUGCCACAUGCGGCCACCGUUUUUGAGAGAACUGAGAAAGUGAAGGAGCAAGUUCUUCGUCGUGAACCAAGUCCACCUCGAUCUGAACCUCCCAAAGAUAUCGACGUUGGUAGAUACAGAUCUCCUAGCCCUCCUCCAGAUUAUGAUAACCGGCCAUCAAGUACAACUUACAAGAAGUACGAGCCACAAUACUUCGAGACGACCACAACCACUACGUCUAUGACAUCUCCCCAUAGGACAUGGCAGCAAGAGAAUACUGAAAGACAUUACGAGGAAGUUCCUGCUACAACCACCGAAGGAUUGAAGUCUAAAGAAGACAUGGCUUAUAGAGCUCAUUCUUCAUCUCAUAUGCCUAUUCAGUCUAUUCUCAAGAGAGAUGACCCUGCUAGUCAAGGUUUCUUGAGAACUCAAUCAGAGCUCAUCAAUGCCAAAGAAAACGAACAGGCACCACCUUUACAUCGUGCUGAUGAGCAUGAACUCAUCUAUGAUAUGCCACCAGCAGAUGAUGAAGACGAUAGACUGAAGACAGAUCAUCAUGACGAAGGAAAGAAGAGUCUGCCAAACUUAGGCCGAAGACCAAUUCAUGACCAAUCUGUGGAAAUUGAUGAACCUCUAGACGAGGAUAUUAAUGAUCCAAUCGAAGUUGCUGAGUCGCAAACACAUGUACAAUCAUUAGAGCCUGUUAACGAGCUCCCUCACUCUCCAGCUCCAUCUGCCCCAACCACUCCAGCUACAACUCCUAAAGUUUCUGCUAAAUUCAAGAAAGAGGGAAAAGAAGUUAAGCCUUUUGAUUUUGGAAAGAGCAAGUUCACUUCUAAGCAUGAAGUCAUCAAACGUGGAAAGGACGUUGAAGUGAAGUUGGAGAACUUGAAGUUAGGAAAAGAAGAUGUGUUACGCGUAGUUGUCAUGGCUCCUAUUCGACCACAUGAAGGUAUCACCGAACCUCAAGAAGUUGAGACUAAGGUCAAGAAAAGUGGAAGCAAGUACGAGGUUUCUUUCAAGCCUGCAGAUGUUGGUACUCACAAGAUUUUUGCUUAUGUGAAUGAGGUUCCUCAUCCAUCGUCGCCUUACGCCAUUCGAGUUUAUGAUGCUUCUCAAAUCAUUGUUGGCGAAAUCCCAACCCAAUCCAGAUUGAACGAUACCGUAGAGUUCACAGUUGAUGCUGGAAGAGCUGGUUUCGGUAAUCUUGAGAUGGCCAUCAAAGACUCCGAUGGGGUUAUCAUUCCCUCCCAUGUUACACAACUCGAGACUGGGUCUGCCAAGUUUUUGGUCACCUUCACUCCAGCUACUAAAGGACAAUACACUGUUAACAUUACUUUCAACAAAGAAGUUCUGAAGAAUUCUCCUUUCGAAGUUCAGAUUGUCGAGAGUGUUCAACCCGCAGAUGCCACUCUUGUAAGCGCAGCUGCUUCAGCUGCUACAAGCCCUCAGUCUCCUCCGUUAUCUAAAAAGGAGUUGAAGAAGGAGAAAGAAGAAAAGAAAAGAGAAGAGAAGGAACGAGCCAAGAGAGAGAAGGAAGAGAAAGCGGCUACCUCAAAGGGCAAAAAAGGCAAAGCUAGAAGCAUCUCCAAGACAGCUGUAACCAAAAUACCUUCCUUAUCCCGUGUUCAACAGCCUUCAAGUAUCCAUAUUGAAGUAGCUGGCUCAGAAGAACUUUCUAUCACCGUUACCGAUAAUAAGAAGCGUGAGCUCCCUACUGAAGUUUCUGAGCUUGAACCUGGUGUUAUGCAAGUCAACUUUGUUCCUGUCGAUGUCGGAGAUCAUGAAAUCCAUGUGAAGUAUGGUGGUGCUCCUGUAACAGGAAGUCCAUUCACCUGUCGUGCUUACGAUCCUACUAUGAUCCGAGUUGGAACCAUUCCCAAAGGAUUGGUUGACAAACCAGUUUAUUUCACAGUCGAUGCUUCUGAAGCUGGAGUUGGAAACUUAGAAGUUGCAGUCAAUGAAGGACGAGUACCUUCUAUGGCUCAUGCUCUAGGACAACAUAAGUAUGACAUCUCCUUCGUCCCUAAGGAUAAUUCCGAUCACACCAUAACUGUCCGGUUCAACAACGAACCAGUUCCAGGUAGUUCUCCCUUCACAUGCCGAAUGAUGGCUACACCACAAGCCACAGCUACCGGACCCGGUCUUGAACGUAUUGCUGUCGAUGAAGAAACUCAGAUUGUCCUGCAAACCAACGGUCCAACCGAAAAUCCACCUGAAGUUCGUGUACGAGAUUCUCAAGCCAACGACUUGCCAGUAAAGAUCAGUAAUAACAAGAAAGAUCCCGCAUUGACUGUCAUCAACUUCACCCCGAAAUGUGUUGGAAACCACCAAAUUGAUGUUUCUCUGGAUGGAGAGCCUAUUGCCGGAUCUCCCUUCACAGCCAAGGCUUAUGACGCUCGUCAAGCUAGACUAAGUCCCUGUGAUCGCUCAGUUGUUGGAAAGCCAACGACUUUCACCAUAGAUGCUGCCCGUGCCGGCGCUGGAAACAUGGAAAUUAUUGUCUCUGUUGAUAACAGAAACGUUCCAAACUUCGUACAAUCAGAAGGACAAGCCAAAUUCAAAGUUUCUUUCACACCUCAAGAGCCACGUGAACAUGUCAUCAGCGUAAAGUUCAACGGAGUUUCCGUUCCAGGCUCUCCGAUGACUUGUCCUGUUGAAUCAGGUGUUAGCGGAAGUAACACUCCUGUGUUAAUGUCUGCUAGUCACGCAGGUUCUGCUCCACCCCAGAAAAGAGAAAAGUUAGGUUUAGGAAAAGAAUUAGCUGGAGCUCAGGUCGGUCAAAAGAAAGGAUUUACAAUCGAAAACGUUGGAGGUCGUGCAAAGGACUGCAAUGUUAUAAUCAUAGCUCCUGACGGAUCAACGGUGGCCAACGAAGUAGAGCAGAAGGACAACUCAUUUUUAGUAUCUUUCGUUCCAAAUAUUAAAGGUAAACAUGAACUAAGUGUCAAGCUUGAUGAGGAUUCACUCACUAGUGAACCCAUCACGUUCGUUGUUCGUGAUGCUCCUUUAUCUCUUCCUCCUGUCUGUAUAAUUGGGAAGAAGUAUAGCUUCGAUAUUGAUGCAAGUGAUAAAGAAACAUUGCAAGUAGAUAUUCGUGACCCCGAUGGAAAAUCUCAAGCUGUUCUUCUGGAAGGACUCCCAGAUAACGGUGGUGUCAGAGCUAGUUGUCGUUUCAAGGAGAUCGGUGUUCAUACGAUAGCCUGUUAUGUAAAUAACGAGUUGAUUCAAGAUAUAAAAUAUCAAAAAGUUGUUGAUGCUGUCAACGGCGUUCAACUCAUCUCGGAGCUUUCGAAGCAAGUUGUUGGAAUGCCAUCUGAACAUAAACUUCUGAUAGAAUCAGGAAUAGAAACAGAAGUUUCUAUUGAAAUUGAAGGACCUGAUAGGAAUAUUCUCAAUCCUACAUUGAAGAAAGUUUCUGACACGUUAUGGGCGAUCUGUUGGAUUCCAGCUAGCGAAGGACCACAUGAAAUGUCGGUUACUGUUGCUUCCAAUCACAUAUCUGGCUCCCCGUUCCCUGUGGCUGUCUUGGACCCCAGUGCUGUGAGGAUCAUUGGUCUCCGCAGCGAUCGAGUGGGAACUGAGAUACAGUUUAAUGUUGACUACGCUUUGUCGGGAGCUCAAUCAGCUUCAGUAGACGUUCGACACGGCAAUAAGGCCGUUGAGUGUGUUGUCAAAAAAGUCAAACCUGGUCUGUUGGUGUGCUCGUUCGUGCCACAGAUACAAGGCUUACACACAGUUGACAUCAAUAUAGAUGGACUUAUGUUGCCAGAGUGUCCUUAUGAAUGUUUCGUUACUGAUGCCGGCUCUGUUCGAGCUUCGGGAGAUGCUCUCAAGCGAGCUCAACGCGGACGAGUAGCUCGUUUUGAAGUUUCUCUUAACGAUUCAAAGAGAGGCGAGCUCGAUGUAUUAGUUUCAGAUCCCAAGGGUGGUCCUGUACCAGUUCGUUGUUACAAACAACAAGAUGACAGCUACUGGGUAGAAUUCACUCCAGAACAAACGGGAACUCACACCAUAGAAGUGACAUUUGGUGAUGUUGCUGUCGCUGGAUCUCCAUUCCGUUGCGAAGUUGUUGAUCCAAAAAGAGUCCAAGUACGAGGAGUCCCUGAAAGUAUUGUUCUUCGUCAUGCUACAACUAUUAACGUCAAUCGUGGUGAAGCUGGAGUCGGAGACUUGCAAGUGGAUGUCACUGAUCCUACUGGGGCUCCGCUCAAGUUGGACUUCCUCAAGUCUCCUGGAGGAGAAGACCGUUAUACAUUCUUACCCAGUAAAACCGGUCCUCAUAAGAUCAAUUUGAGAAUGUCAGGGUUCCAAGUACCAGGUUAUCCACAAACUGUACAAGUGGGAGAACAAGAAUUGCCAACAGUCUACGGAGCAGCCAUUGAUCAAUCAAUCAAGAUCAACGAACCAGCCAGCUUAAUUUUCGAUCCUAAAUCCAUGCAUGGAGGCUUGAAGAUAUACGUAACAGGACCUCAAAACACUAAAAUCCAUCAUAACGUGAUGCGAAGACCCAAUGGAACAUCUGAAAUUGUAUUUUACCCUGAAGAAGUUGGUGUUUAUAAGGCGAAUAUUGACUUCAACAACAAACCACUCAAAGGUAGUCCGUUCUCCGUUCAAGUCGUUGAUCCUUCAAAAGUUAUCGUGAAUGAUCUGGAUAUGGACCGUGAUGGCACUCUGCUUCUACGUUUAGGACAUCAUAACAUGUUUGACGUGGAUGCUACUGCAGCCGGACCCGGCAAACUUCGUGCCGAAGUUCGAGAUGCGGACAACGUUUUGUUGCGCGAAGGUCCGGAAGUCGAUGACCUAGGAUACGGCAAGUAUCGUGUGUCGUUCUCUCCGCGUCAACCCGGACGAUAUUCAAUUUUCCUCUUCUGGAACGAAUUACCAGUAGAAGGAGCAUAUCCCGUUCGUGCUCGUUCUGGAAAUGAUGAAAUGCCAUCUACAUCAAAACAUCAUGUCGCUCACACCCAACAAUCAAUGUCUCAUGUUGCUCAAGAUUCCACAGGCACUCCAUCAUCUCCUGUGAUGCAUAAAAGAGACAAAUCAGGCUCUUCCGCGAAUGUAAUAGCUAGCGCUGACGAUGACAUUAGCCGUAUUAUGGUUCGAGGAGAUGGAUUACACCGUGGUGUUUUACAAGAACCUAAUGAAUUCAUAGUAGAUGGUAGUGAUCUUUCCAAAGAGGGACGUUUAACAGCAAAUCUUUAUGGCCAGAAGGCGGAUGUACCUGUACGUAUUCAACAAAUCGGACACAAUGUUUUCAAGGCAAACUACACUCCCAUGACUCCUGGAAACUAUGAAUUAAACCUCCUAUGGAACGGUCGUCAUUUAUCAGGAUCUCCUUACAAGGUCUCUGUUGAGUCUACUACCACUCCAGCCGAUCUGAUAAUCGUUGAUGCAUCCACUUUGAAAAUCGGGAUAAUUGGAGAAGAGCUCAAAACAGUUAUUGAUACCAGAAGAUCUGGACCUGGACAACUGUCUGCACAAUGCAUGGGUCCUGUCAAACUUGCUUACUGUGAAUUAUAUGACCAUCGUGACGGAACGUACACGUUGAACAUUCGACCAGCUGAAGUUGGCAAGCAUACACUCACCAUCAAGUAUAAUGACGUCCAUGUUCAUGGAAGUCCUUAUAUAAUUCAUGUAUCUAAUCCUCCGGAUCCUUCCAAAGUUCGUGUCUAUGGACCAGGUGUUGAACACGGAAUUCUAUCCAUGUUCAAAUCAAACUUCGUAGUUGAAACAAGGGGAGCGGGAGCUGGUCAGUUAACUGUUCGAGUGAGAGGUCCUAAAGGAGCUUUCAACGUCGAAAUGCAACGAGAAAAGAAGAACGAGCGGACGAUUCACUGUAAAUAUGAACCACGCGAGCCCGGAGAUUAUCAAGUCGAAGUAAAGUGGCAUGGCGAACAUGUUCCGGACAGUCCAUUCCUUGUGAUGAUCGUUGAUACUGAACAGGAGCUUUCUCGAUUUUUACGAGGAGAAGCCCCCUCUCCAUCACCAGCAACACCUUUCAUACCUCCCGGAUGGGUUGGACCUCCACCAAUUUUCGCAGGUGGCAUGGGAGGACCUCCAGGAAUGCGGGGUCCACCAUAUAUGAUGGGUAUGCCUCCACCUCCUCCAAUGGGUCCCAUGGUCCCAUAUGGCGUCCCACCUCCACCACGCCAUAAAGGAAAGUAUCAUUAA